AUACUGAGAACUGGGUGCGGGGUGUCGGGAGAGAACUCUGGAGGAACGCUGAGCUGAGCAGCACCGAGGACAGCGCCCGGCAGCGCCCGCGCCCAGGUCUCCCUCCGCAGCCCUGACUCGCGCACACGCUGAGCUUUGGCUCACACCCCUCUCGCGCGGACACACGCACACGCAUAUCCACACACCCAGGCACACACCCCGCUGUACAAUGGCAGAAUCCCACCUGCAAUCAUCCCUCAUCACAGCCUCACAGUUUUUCGAGAUCUGGCUUCAUUUCGACGCUGACGGAAGUGGUUACCUGGAAGGAAAGGAGCUGCAGAACUUGAUCCAGGAGCUCCAGCAGGCGCGGAAGAAGGCUGGAUUGGAGUUAUCACCUGAAAUGAAAACUUUCGUGGAUCAGUAUGGGCAAAGAGAUGAUGGAAAAAUAGGAAUUGUAGAGUUGGCUCACAUAUUACCCACAGAAGAGAAUUUCCUGCUGCUCUUCCGAUGCCAGCAGCUGAAGUCCUGUGAGGAAUUCAUGAAGACAUGGAGAAAGUAUGAUACUGACCACAGUGGUUUCAUAGAAACUGAGGAGCUAAAGAACUUUCUAAAAGACCUGCUGGAAAAAGCAAACAAGACCGUUGAUGACACAAAAUUAGCUGAGUAUACAGACCUAAUGCUGAAACUAUUUGAUUCAAAUAAUGAUGGGAAGCUGGAGUUAACUGAGAUGGCCAGGUUACUGCCAGUGCAGGAGAAUUUUCUUCUUAAAUUCCAGGGAAUCAAAAUGUGUGGGAAAGAGUUCAAUAAGGCUUUUGAGCUCUAUGAUCAGGAUGGCAAUGGAUACAUAGAUGAAAAUGAACUGGAUGCUUUACUGAAGGAUCUGUGUGAGAAGAAUAAACAGGAUCUGGAUAUUAAUAAUAUUACAACAUACAAGAAGAACAUAAUGGCUUUGUCGGAUGGAGGGAAGCUGUACCGAACGGAUCUUGCUCUUAUUCUCUGUGCUGGGGAUAACUAGAAUUGGUGGCCACAACCACUUGCUAGUGAUACAUUGUAUCUAAAAAAUAACUGUGCACUAUAAGGGAGUAGGCUGUAUUUUCUUUUAUAUAUGUAAAUUUAACUGCAUAUAGAUAAUCAUCCAGGAUGUGUGGCUCAUUCUUUUCAGCUUGUUUCUAUACUGUUUGUAAUACACAGUUUUUGUAACUAUAUGACUGAAAAGAAGAAAGUCUGCUUAGGCCAGUCAGUACACCCAAUUUUAAAAAAUAACAUAUUCUUGCUUUCAUAAAUUUAGUUGAACAAGAUUUCCCUAAAAAUUCCAUCAGGAUUCAUCUCUAAAAUUCUUGUCACUGAUGUGCAAAUGCAUAUUUGUCACUGAAUAAUGCAAUUAUACAUGACAAGCCAAACAUUCUUACUUUAGACAAUCAUCAAACUGUCCCACAAAAUAUUUCUAAGCUAUAUUUCCCACCAUAUUAGGAGGAAUGUGCUUUUGCAUCUAAAAUACUCAUCAAAUUAGCAAUAAAUAGAUAAUUGUGGCUUUAUGAAGUUAACAGUCUCAUUACAGAUUUAGUUUACCAAUCAACAGCAGGUCUACUGCUUGAAUCCAUACAAAACUAUCAGUUCAAGUUGAUAUGGUAGCAAGGGAAGGAAGCACCAGAUGACACAUAAAUCUGUCUGAUUCUAUGCCUGUAUUUCCAACAAGCCUACUGUCAGAGAAUAUGACCUAAACCCAUUUUCUAAACUGUUUUCACAUGUUGCCGAUUAUAAUUAUUCUAGUCAACAGCUGUUUUAUGUCAUAUUCUGUGUAAUCUCUGAUUAAAUUUAAUAUACUGCGUAUUCUGGUGUCUAGUUUGCAUACUUCCUGGAUUUUCUUUCUAUGUAGAACUGUUCAUUUCCACCAAGGGUAUCUGCUGCCUCUGAAAAUAUUUUUUUCUAGCUAUAACAACUCUAUUUUUUACUACAUAAUUAAAUUUUAAUGUAAAAUUCAUAGCAUCCUGAUUAUUGAAUGUUGUAUCAUCAAUACUUUUGUGUAUUCUGUGGAUUCUAUAUUUCAUAUUGAGAUCAGCAUUCAGAAUAGUUCUAUUUCUAUCUGCAAAUAGUUUCAAAUGAGUUUAAAAAAUAACAUCUGAAAAGAAAUGCUAAUGUAAUCAUUUAUCUUAUCUAGCAAGAAGAUUCUAAAACAUUCUUUAACACACAUCUAAGUCACAGUUUCACAUACUUGUAGCUAGAAUAUCCUAUACUGAUUUUAGUUGACAUGUAACAGUUGGUGAUUUUAGAUUCUGUGAUUGUGAAACAGGGAGCUAUGAGAGAUGUGUCCAUGUGAAAUUUAUAGUUACUGCCUAAGAGCUAAUGAUCAUUCUGGGUCAGCUUGAAUGUCCUCAUUCUAUAAAUUCAACACUUAUUUUCUGAAUUCAUAAAAAUAACAAAAAAAAUGUGAGCUAUCUGUUUCCCUCAAGAACAAAUAGAAAUGAGAUCUGCCAAAAACUAAAAUUCAUUAAAUGAUGUGAGUGAGUGAGUGGGAGAUUGGCUUUGCCUUUAGCGUGUAAAUGGAAGCACUGACAUUAGACUGAAUUUAACUACUAAGAAUAAAUAAAGAAGAAAAUAACCUUAA
Molecule: messenger RNA, 2584 nt
Organism: Saimiri boliviensis boliviensis (Bolivian squirrel monkey)
Lineage: Eukaryota; Metazoa; Chordata; Mammalia; Primates; Cebidae
Gene: CALB1
Product: calbindin 1
Biological process (GO): regulation of presynaptic cytosolic calcium ion concentration; regulation of long-term synaptic potentiation
Cellular component (GO): nucleus; dendrite; synapse
Molecular function (GO): calcium ion binding
Source: RefSeq, a predicted model, not a curated record